UGAGCGCGAGAAAGUCCUCCCAGAAAAACAGCCUGUUUGGAAAAGUGCUUGAGAACAUCCAGAAGUGAUUGGAGGAGCGGAAAACCCUUCCCCCCUGCACCUGACUAGUGGGUAUUUACAGCACUUUUCAAGGCGCCUCUACACUGCCACUACACAACCCCGGUGCAUGGACGGCGCGGCGCAGACAAUGCUAUAGGGACCGAUGUGCUGGCAGUGAUAGUGUGUGCUGCACGCGAGCCGGGCACCGUUACGCUGAACCACAGGGAGCUUCUGGGAGAAGGAGAAAGCCUGCAUUCAAAAUGCCACGCUCCUUCCUGGUCAAGAAACAUUUCAAUGCCUCUAAGAAGCCAAAUUACAGCGAGCUGGACACUCAUACAGUGAUUAUAUCCCCAUACCUGUAUGAAAGCUAUCCAGUCCCUAUCAUACCACAGCCAGAGAUCCUGAGCUCAGUAGCUUACAACCCCAUUACUGUGUGGACUACAACCGGGCUGCUACCAUCUCCACUACCGAAUGACCUCUCUCCGCUUUCUGGAUAUCCCUCAUCUUUGGGAAGAGUCAGCCCACCUCCACCUUCUGACACCUCCUCCAAAGAUCACAGUGGUUCAGAAAGUCCCAUUAGCGAUGAAGAAGAGAGAAUUCAGUCCAAGCUUUCAGAUCCCCAUGCAAUCGAGGCUGAAAAGUUUCAGUGCAGUUUAUGCAACAAGACCUAUUCAACUUUCUCCGGGUUGGCCAAACAUAAGCAGCUGCACUGCGAUGCCCAGUCUAGGAAAUCAUUCAGCUGCAAGUACUGUGACAAGGAGUAUGUCAGCCUGGGAGCACUUAAGAUGCACAUCAGGACCCACACACUACCUUGUGUCUGCAAGAUCUGCGGCAAGGCUUUCUCUAGACCCUGGCUGCUCCAAGGACACAUUAGAACUCACACUGGGGAGAAGCCGUUUUCCUGUCCUCACUGCAACAGGGCUUUUGCAGACAGAUCCAAUCUGAGGGCUCAUCUGCAGACCCACUCGGAUGUGAAGAAAUACCAGUGCAAAAAUUGCUCCAAAACUUUCUCCAGAAUGUCUCUUCUGCACAAACAUGAGGAAUCUGGCUGCUGUGUAGCACACUGAGUCAUGCAGUCAAUGUUUACCUGGACUCAAUGCAUUUCUCCACUCCUGUUCCAAAUGAUAAGUGGAAAUCCAGAGGCAUUUUCUCUUCUACUUUUCAACCAAAAAAACAAACAAAAUAGUGGAAGAGCUUACAAUGUCAGUAGAAAUGAGCAUAAGCAUUUCUGUUCAGUCACUUAAGUGUGAAUUUUGAAAUAUGGGGAAAGACACCGUGCAUGACAUUUCAAGUAGAUGCUAAGGAAGAAACAUUAUCAACUUUCUUUAUAGAUGAAGCCAAAUGCAUGUAGUCUAUUCUUGCUAAGAAAAGGCUGCAAAGUUAACAAUACAUUCCUGCCAAGCCAUUUCAACCAAAGAAACAGUAUUUGAAAUCGAACUUUUAAAAAAAUUACUACCCAAGUGAAUUUUGCUAGACACCAUUUAUCUCAGGUGCCUUAAAAAGUAUUCCAAGUUUACCUUAGUAAAUGUUUAAUAUUAUUCAUUGCUGUGUUUUUUAUUUUAUUUUAUUAAAAGCCAAGUCCUACAUUAAUGAUCUGAAAUGCUUUAAAACUGCAUAAUUAAGAGAGGAAAAAGGAAACAUGUAAGAGAAUGUAUGAAAAAUUGACAGCCACGAACUAACCGCAUGUGCCUUUUUUUAAAAAAAAAAACAAGACUGUAGCUUCAAACAUUCCUGGUGCAUGCUUGACCAUCUUUUAAUAUGAAAUAGAUCCUCUAAACUUUAAUUUUUUUUAAAAAACGGGAAUAAGUGCAAGAGAGGGGGUUCAUGGGAGUCUGAAUUAUUUUUUUAAUGCACAAAGGAAAUGCAAUAUGUUCAGCAUUACCCCUCCAAGUGCCUUUUUUAUUGAUGAUUUUGUAAAGUAUGUGGACAUAAUGUAAAUAUUUUUAUUUUUAUAUGAUUGAAUGUGUUAUGAAUGAAAGUGAAUUGUUGCCUAUAGCAGUGUCUAUAGAUAACUUGAAGAAAGCGUGAAGUGAAAUUUAUGUUGUUUUCUAGCCACUUUUUUACAAUAAACAUUUUUAAGUAAGA
Molecule: messenger RNA, 2124 nt
Organism: Dromaius novaehollandiae (emu)
Lineage: Eukaryota; Metazoa; Chordata; Aves; Casuariiformes; Dromaiidae
Gene: SNAI2
Product: snail family transcriptional repressor 2
Exons: 3
Coding region: 300-1106 (268 amino acids)
Biological process (GO): regulation of DNA-templated transcription
Molecular function (GO): RNA polymerase II cis-regulatory region sequence-specific DNA binding; DNA-binding transcription factor activity, RNA polymerase II-specific
Source: RefSeq, a predicted model, not a curated record